Coturnix japonica (Japanese quail) is the source of this 1050-nucleotide messenger RNA. NCBI's taxonomy places the organism in Eukaryota, Metazoa, Chordata, Aves, Galliformes, Phasianidae. The record is from RefSeq and is a predicted model, not a curated record.
CUAAGCGACCGAUAGAUCCCUCCCCCCCAUCGAAAUCCCGCCCUCUGAUUGGCUGCGGGGCGCCGCCAUGGGGGACGGAGAGGAGCCUCCGCUUCUGAGCCGAAGCGAGGCCUUGUCCUUAUCGAGCGGAACCGGAAACCGGAACCGGGCCGGGAAACGGAACAAGGCCGCGGGGCCAAGAUGGCGGCACGCCUGUCAUGUCCUCCUAUACGCCCCUCUGCCCACCGGAAGUCCACAGCCUCCAUUCGCCAUCUUGAUGCAGCUCCGUUUCGACGGGCUGUUCGGUUUCCCCGGUGGGUUCGUGGAUCUCCGGAAGGAAUCGCUUGAAGCCGGAUUGAGCCGGGAGCUACGGGAGGAGCUGGGCCCGGCGGCGGCGGGGAUCGAACUGCGGCCAUGUCACCACCGGGGAGCUAAGGCCUGGACCGGAAGCGGAAGGAAGAAGAGCGGAAGUGACGUAGGGCGGCUGAGCUCGGAGGACCAAGUAGGCGCCGAGGCUCAACCCGGAAGCGGAAGGAAGGAGCAAAGCGGAAGUGACGUCGGCGUGGUGACGCAUUUCUACAUCCGGCGUGUGAGCUUGGAGGAGCUGGGGGAGAUCGAGAGGGGGGAGAAGGAGGCGCCGGAACACGGACUGGAGGUGCAGGGAUUGAUUCGGGUUCCUUUGGGGGGGGGGCUGCCCACCUUCCUCCAGCAAGGCUUCAUCGGUGACGCCCGCGCUCAGCUACUGGGGGCCCUACAUGAUAUGGGGUGGGACCCCCCCCAGGAUAUGGGAUCGAGGAACCCUCCCCAUGAUAUGGGAUUGAGUGACCCCCCCCCAUGAUAUGGGAUGGGACACCCCCCCAUAUGGGAUCGAGGGAGCCCCCCCAUGAUAUGGGAUGGGGGACCCCCCCAUGAUAUGGGAUUGAGUGACCCCCCCAAUGAUAAUGGGAUGGGACCCCCCCCCCACCAAUAACCGGACCCCCCCUGGAUCUGAAGGGGGGGGAAGAAACAUGAAUGGCUGUGAAUGGAUUGAAGUGAACCCCCCCCCCAAAUAAACCCAAUAACAUUAAAGAA